Molecule: messenger RNA, 1401 nt
Organism: Lolium rigidum
Lineage: Eukaryota; Viridiplantae; Streptophyta; Magnoliopsida; Poales; Poaceae
Exons: 1
Coding region: 197-1201 (334 amino acids)
Source: RefSeq, a predicted model, not a curated record
CCUUCCUUCUCUUCAACAAUCUCUCCUACCGUCGAUCCAUCGAGCUUCCUCCUACCUUCCUCCAUCUCCUUCUCUCUCCAAUCUCCAUCUCGAGCCCGAACCUCGCUAGCUACAUAAACAAAAUCCCGAGGCACUUUUAAACAAGUACUAGGAGAAGAGAAGGGUGGAGGUAGAGAGAGCAAGUGAUAGGGGAGACAUGGAGGUGGUGGUGCCUGUGAUGGCGCCAAGCGCGCCGUGCAGCCCAAGAACGGCGGCCGCCAUGAGCGGCACCGACCUCCUCCCCGGGGGCUACCACUACUUCUUCUCCAGCGCCCCGACGAGCCCGUCCAGGGCGAGCAGCUACACGGUGGACGACCACGACGCCGCGACGUUCGACUUCGCGUUCGGGUUCAGCGGGCAGCUGCAUGAGUCCAGGCCGAUCCUCGCCGCCGCCGACGAGCUCUUCGAGGGCGGUAGGAUCCGGCCGCUCAACGGGCCGCACUCGAGCGUCAGCCCGCGAGACUUCGACGGGUUGGACUACCCCUCCGUCUCCCUCUCCCCCCGGUCUCCGCGAAGAUCAAGAACGAUGAUGGCGGUGCGCGGUGAAGCGGGGGAAUCGGAGUCGGCGGCUGAUCAGAAUCAGACGAGGGGCAGGUCCGGCCGGCCGGCGCUCGCCACCUCCACCUCGAGCGUCUCGUCUCGGAGCAGGCGAGCCACGCGGUCCCUCUCCCCGUACAGGGGAGACUCCAUGUCCAUCGACGACGAGUUCCCCUCGUCGCCUCCGUCUCCCCGAGGAGCCGCCUCCCUGAUGCGCGGCUGCGGCAGCAGCGGCAGCCGCAAGUGGCGGCUCAAGGACCUGUUCCUGUUCCGGAGUGCGUCGGAGGGCCGCGCCAGCGGCGGCAAGGACCCGCUCCUCAAGUACAGCAUGCUCAAGGGCGGCUCCGGUUCCGGCGGCGAGGGCAGCGCGUCCAUGCGGAUCAAGGGGAGGGGCUCGGCGGCCUCGGCCAGCGAUAUGGCGCCGUACACGGUGAGCCGGGCGGCAGCCGAGGAGAUGCGGCGGCGGACGACGACGCCGCUGCCGUUCCACCGGAACAGCCUCUUCGGGUACCUCCGGUCCAACCCGGCCAUCCACACCAUCAGCAGGAAGCUCAGCAGCUACUCGUCGUCCAACCGCGGCAGGAAUGCUUCAUCAAGUACUACUACUGGAUACGCGCAUGCAUGAUCGAUCGAUGCUGCCUAUCUUGAAAACAAAAGAGUUUGAUUCGUUCGUUUCUGCUUGAUCUGCUCCUCCUGCUAUGUAAUUCUUUCGUUUCCUGUGUGAAUUGCCACAAAGGUUUUCAUGCUGGUGUAGAUAUGUGUACCUACGUACAUGGGAUUCGCAAAGAUUCCGGAAAUUACAAAUUAGUAUACGUUUUUGCUCAA